Molecule: messenger RNA, 1390 nt
Organism: Cariama cristata (Red-legged seriema)
Lineage: Eukaryota; Metazoa; Chordata; Aves; Cariamiformes; Cariamidae
Gene: PARVB
Product: parvin, beta
Exons: 13
Coding region: 1-1020 (339 amino acids)
Biological process (GO): lamellipodium assembly; substrate adhesion-dependent cell spreading; actin cytoskeleton organization
Cellular component (GO): cytoplasm; focal adhesion; actin cytoskeleton
Molecular function (GO): actin binding
Source: RefSeq, a predicted model, not a curated record
AUGGCAGGGCUCCUGUGUAAGAGGCGCAAAAAAGGAGUGAGUGACCUCCAAGAAGAAGGUAAAAAUGCUAUCAAUGCACCAAUGAACCCAAGCACCGUGGACAUCCAUCCAGAAGACACACUAUUAGAGGAGAAUGAGGAACGCACUAUGAUUGAUCCUAACUCAAAAGAAGACCCCAAGUUCAAAGAACUGAUCAAGGUUCUAAUUGACUGGAUUAAUGAUGUGCUGGUGGAGGAGAGAAUCAUUGUCAAACAGCUUGAAGAGGACCUUUAUGAUGGGCAGGUGCUGCAGAAGCUGCUAGAAAAAUUGGCUGACCGUAAACUGAACGUGGCAGAAGUGACACAAUCUGAAAUUGGUCAGAAACAAAAGCUGCAGACAGUCCUGGAAGCUGUCCAUGAUUUACUCAGACCCCAUGGCUGGACAAUCAAGUGGAACAUUGACUCAAUCCAUGGCAAGAAUCUGAUUUCCAUUCUUCACCUUCUGGUAGCUUUGGCAAUGCACUUCCGGGCUCCCAUUCGACUGCCUGAACAUGUGUCUGUACAAGUGGUGGUUGUACGGAAACGUGAAGGCCUCCUUCAGACCACUCACGUUACAGAGGAGCUGACGACUACGACAGAGAUGAUGAUGGGAAGAUUUGAGCGUGAUGCCUUUGACACACUUUUUGAUCAUGCACCAGACAAACUCAGCGUAGUCAAAAAGUCUCUGAUCACGUUUGUGAACAAACACUUGAAUAAACUGAAUUUGGAAGUAACGGAGUUAGAAACCCAGUUUGCAGAUGGUGUUUACUUGGUUUUGCUCAUGGGUCUCCUUGAAGACUAUUUUGUUCCGCUUCACAACUUCUACUUAACACCUGAAAGUUUUGAUCAAAAGGUCCAUAAUGUUUCCUUUGCUUUUGAGCUGAUGCAAGAUGGAGGACUGAAGAAACCAAAAGCUCGCCCUGAAGAUGUUGUCAACUUGGAUCUGAAGUCUACCCUCAGGGUUCUAUACAACCUGUUCACAAAGUACAAGAACAUUGAAUGAUCCUGGAAGCUGCUGAGGUCUUCAUCCUUCCAACCUCCUUAGGCAGAAAUUACAAUAAACAUGCCCUCUGCACACUCCCGUUGUGCCUUAUGCUAUACUUCAUGCAUUCUUUCUACAGUUGAUGUGGUCUGUCUGUAGCUGUUUGUGUGACAAUCCCACUAAAAAUAAUGCACGUAUAUUCUCUAGGUCACUUGAAAAUGUGUAGAUAAUUCGUACUUUUACCAGAAGAUACUGUUGGGUCUGUUGUUUGUUAUGAUCAACCAAUGUUCUUUUGAUAAAGGAAAUAUACCACUAACUACUUUAAUAAGCAGGGAAAACGUGAGUCCUUCCUCAUGGCUGGAGACUCUUUGAUUCUACAGUAGACUUUCUU